UCUGUGGUUUGGUUUCUAUAGAGACACUUCCUGUGGCAGAGAAAAGAGGUAGUGAGCUGGUGUUUCAGGAUGUGAGGGCCCACAGGAGCUCAGUCGGGAUCUCUCCACUGCCUGCCUGCCACUGUGCAGGGUCUGGCCAGAACUGCCCACAGUCCCCAUGGUGGGCAGCCCCUGUGGUGGGGACCUGUGAUCGGAGGCGGCAUGCCAGGGAAGCCGAAGCACCUGGGCGUCCCCAACGGGCGCAUGGUUCUGGCUGUCUCAGAUGGAGAGCUGAACAAUACAACAGGGGCCCAAGGCCAGGGCCAGGGCCGAGGCAGCUCCCUCAGCAUCCACAGCCUUCCCAGUGGCCCCAGCAGCCCCUUCCCCACUGAGGAGCAGCCUGUAGCCAGCUGGGCCCUGUCUUUCGAGCGGUUGCUGCAGGACCCAUUGGGCCUGGCUUACUUCACUGAGUUCCUGAAAAAGGAGUUCAGCGCUGAGAACGUGACUUUCUGGAAGGCCUGUGAGCGCUUCCAGCAGAUCCCAGCCAGUGAUACCCAGCAGCUAGCUCAGGAGGCCCGCAACAUCUACCAGGAGUUCCUGUCCAGCCAGGCACUGAGCCCAGUGAACAUCGACCGGCAGGCCUGGCUCGGCGAGGAGGUGUUGGCAGAGCCCCGGCCAGACAUGUUUCGGGCACAGCAGCUUCAGAUCUUCAACUUGAUGAAAUUCGACAGCUAUGCGCGCUUUGUCAAGUCUCCGCUGUACCGCGAGUGCCUCCUGGCCGAGGCUGAGGGGCGCCCCCUGAGGAAACCUAGCUCUUCACACCUCGGCAGCCCUGACUCCACCAGGAAGAAACCGAAGCUGAAGCCCGGGAAGUCGCUGCCGCUGGGCGUAGAGGAGUUGGGGCAGCUGCCACCUGCUGAGGGUCCUGCGGGCCGCCAGCUCCGCAAGUCCUUCCGCAGGGGUGAGGGCAAGAGCGGGCUACAGAGAUGGGACCCCCGAAGUUUUGAAAGUGCCCACGGUAGUGACGAUCCUGGGGACAAACCACAUUGGGCCCCUGCAGGAUGCUCCAAACAAGGUCCGCCAGAGCUGGCGGGUGGGGCCACAAACUCAGCCUUGCGCCGAGAGUCUCAGGGCUCCCUCAACUCCUCUGCCAGUCUGGACCUUGGGUUCCUUGCCUUUGUCAGCAACAAAUCUGAGAGUCACCGGAAGAGCCUUGGGAGUACAGAAGGGGAGAGUGAAAGCCGGCCAGGGAAGUACUGCUGUGUGUAUUUGCCUGAUGGCACAGCUUCUUUAGCCCUGGCCCGACCUGGCUUCACCAUCCGCGACAUGCUGGCAGGGAUCUGUGAGAAACGAGGCCUCUCAUUACCUGACAUCAAGGUCUACCUGGUGGGCAACGAGCAGAAGGCCCUGGUCCUGGAUCAGGAGUGUACUGUGCUGGCGGAUCAGGAAGUGCGGCUGGAGAACAGGAUCACCUUCGAGCUCGAGCUGGCGGCCCUGGAGCGCGUGGUACGCAUCUCGGCCAAGCCCACCAAACGGCUGCAGGACGCGCUGCAGCCCAUCCUGGAGAAACACGGUCUGAGCCCACAGCAGGUGGCGCUGCACCGGCCAGGCGAGAAGCAGCCACUGGAUCUGAAGAAGCUAGUGAGCUCGGUGGCGGCCCAGAGACUAGUUUUGAACACUUGUCCAGGUGCGAAGAUUUCCGAAGCUAGUGACAUAUCCCCCUGCCACAGCCAGGGAUGCCUGCCUAGAACCCAGGACAAGGCCACUCAUCCCCCUUCAGUGCCCCCCAAUUCGGUGGUAAAGCUGUCCGGUAGUGCCACUGGAAAGCGGCAGACCUGUGACAUCGAAGGUCUGGUGGAGCUGCUGAACCGGGUACAAAGCAGUGGGGCCCAUGACCAGAGGGGCCUUCUACGAAAAGAGGACCUAGUACUUCCAGAAUUUCUGCAGCUGCCUGCCCAAGGGCCCAGCUCUCAGGAGGCUCCACCACAGACUGAAUCAGCAGCCCAGCCCAUAGGGGGAGCCUUGAAUUCCACUGCCCACCCAGCCCUCUGACCGCUGCCCUAUAGUUCAGGCUGGCUGCAUGGCACAUGGCGGGCCAAGCAUGCCAUGGGUCCGCUCUGCAUGCCCUGUCUAUGCCAUGAGUUUCCCUGGUCCUUCCUGCUAUGGGCAGGCCUGCAGGAAGAGCCAGGAGGAGUUAAAACAGGACUCAGGAGCCACACUCUACAGCUGCCACCACCUGGUCUCUCACAGGCUCACCCACCCAUCCCUUACAGCCAGGCCCCUGGGAGAAGAUAAGCCUAACCCUUGGUGCAGGCUUGCCCAACAUGGAGGGGUGGCGUUGGCAGUGCCAGCCUCCCUACCCUGUGCCAAGUUUCAACAGGGGGCAGGAGGAGGGGCUGGCCCCUCCUUAAGGAGCCAUUGAGUAAGGCCUGGGAGUGCAGGUGGGGACCCCUGUCCUCUAUCCACAUAGACUCUACUGUACAUAUGGAUUUUGCAGUUGGCUUGGGGCAGCUGGGUUUGUCCUGAAUGUAUGAUACUGUUAUUAUAAUAACUAUUAUUAUUCUGCCA
Molecule: messenger RNA, 2547 nt
Organism: Otolemur garnettii (small-eared galago)
Lineage: Eukaryota; Metazoa; Chordata; Mammalia; Primates; Galagidae
Gene: RGS14
Product: regulator of G protein signaling 14
Exons: 16
Coding region: 202-2031 (609 amino acids)
Biological process (GO): signal transduction; regulation of G protein-coupled receptor signaling pathway
Molecular function (GO): microtubule binding; GTPase activator activity; G-protein alpha-subunit binding
Source: RefSeq, a predicted model, not a curated record